This is a messenger RNA of Gigantopelta aegis, 1394 nucleotides long. RefSeq lists its product as uncharacterized. The record is from RefSeq and is a predicted model, not a curated record. Bases 144 to 1181 code for a protein of 345 amino acids. NCBI's taxonomy places the organism in Eukaryota, Metazoa, Mollusca, Gastropoda, Neomphalida, Peltospiridae. The transcript has 2 exons.
GGCAAGACGCACCCUCGGGGUAAAACGCCUCUUUCCAUUUACUCGGCCUGUAUGGACUUUAUGCGGAUGUCUAACGACUGCAGACAGUGCUGCCAUCAAACGGCUGGUGUAUACAAAAGCACAAACGCUGAUAACUGACGAUAAUGGUUCGGAUAUAUAAAAGGAAAACGGACCGAGGGAAGUAUGGUGGUGAAAAGCUCAAAUCAGCACUAAAUGCCCUAAAAGAUCAGCCGCUGAAGCAGGUUAGUCGCCAGUAUGGUAUUCCAGCUCGCACGCUACGUCGACACCGGGACCUCAAGGUGAAAUACAGCGGCGUUGUUGUUCUUGGGCCAAAGCAGCCAGUGUUGUCACAUGACGUCGAACGCUUACUGAUCCAACAUAUUACACACAUGGAGAGGUCUUUGUAUGGGCUAUCGACGGUCGAUGUAAGGCGACUUGCUUUUGAACUAGCUGAACGACUUGGCAUCAAGCACAACUUCAAAUCCGAAUCGAAGAUGGCUGGUCGUGAUUGGUUGCAAGGCUUCUUCGGUCGUCAUCCAGAUAUAGCUAUCCGCAUCACUGGUCAGUCAACUGAUGUGCCUGCCGUCGCUGGGAAAUCAACUGAUGCGCCUGCCGUCGCUGGGACAUCGAAUGAAGUUCCUACCGUGUCUGGUCAGUCGACUCAUGUGACUCUUGUCGCAGGUCAGUCAGCAGCCACAAACAUGUUUGCCACAUCACCAGAUACUCGUCCAUUGUCAUGCCAGUCAGCAGAGCAGAUCAUAGAAGAGCUGUCUCCACGACCCAAACUGUCACAUCGACGCCCUCGGACACGUGUUGCGGAAUCUGCUGAGGUGCUGACGUCGUCCCCAUACAAAAGCAGGUUGGUUGAGAUAGCGGAAAAGAAAACUAAAAAGACUGUGAAAGAACUAAGACCGGCAAAGAUGAUUACAAUGGGGAAAGGCCAGAGCAGUGGAAAAGGAAAAGGAAAGGCUAAACCAAGACCACGUAAGAAACAGAGGUGCGAAAUGAGCAGCAGUGAGGAUGAAGAGUGGCCAUGUCUUAUAUGUGGAGAACCAUUCGAAAACAGCAGACCACGCGAAGUGUGGGUCCAGUGCCAUGACUGUAAGAAAUGGGCGCACAGAGAUUGUACAGAGGGUCAAGACUGUUUUAUUUGUCCCAACUGUGAUUCAGAUAGUGACUGAUAUCUGAUUCAAUGAUACAAACACCAGUUCAGAUACAAAUGGGGGGCAAACUGUUGUUUUAAUGAAGUUCAGGUUUCUUCCUUGAUUAAAAGUUGAAAGUUUUGUUUCAUUUAUGCUGGGGCAUCUUACCCCACAUUAAAGGGCGUUUUGCCCCAGGCACGGGGCAAGAUGCCCCCUUGGAUAAAAAUAUUUUAUUAAAGAUUGCAUGUUCAA